UUGAUUCAAAGUCUUUGAUUAGCAACAAAAUUAUAAAAAAAAAGCUGUCAUUUUUCUUCUUUACCUGAAAGCUUCCCUUUGCCUUUGCCUUCUUAUUUACUUUGGUUUUCUAUUUCCUCUCCCUUCAUUAUUUUCCCCAGAAAACUAGUUUUCUUUUCUCUGAAAAAGUUGCAAAGAAUUUAAAGCAAUUUUCCUUUCUGGUUAUUGAGUUUUCUUGAGUCUUGUCUUUUGUCUUUCUGGGCUUUUGUGUUUAUGCUCUGCUUUGUUAUUGGAUCGGAAAAAGAUUCUUGGUUUUCCUCUAACCAGCUAGGCCUUAAAUUUUGAGACUUUCUUCAGCUUUGGGGCACUUGUUUUUCAUUUCAUGUAGGAUUUUCUCUGUGACCAAACAAGAGAAGAUCAGUGCAAUGUUUGUGAAAGUUUCUCUAAGUCUUGUUCUUCUUCUUCUUUCAAUUUCCUCUGGUGCUUUUGAAGCCAUUGCUAGAGUCCAUUAUGAUCACAUAAAAAAUGGAAAUUCCAAUAUGUCUACGCUGGCUGCCAUAGAACUCCCUGACCCCAUGAGCUUCAAUGCUAUUUCUUCUUCUACAAGCAAUAAUGAUUGCAGCCUGUCAAAACAAAAGGAAGCAAAACAAUCGCAAAAGAUAGCUUCCCAAGAAGAAAGUUCUUGUCUUGAUGAUAAGGAAGAUGAAGAAGAAAAACCCAAGAAGACAGUUAAGCUGCACUUGAAGCAUAGGCAGCUAGAUGGAAAGGCUGAGCCAAAAAAAUCUGUUUUGGAGUCAACAAUGAGGGAUUUGAUCAGAAUUCAGACACUUCAUACAAGUGUCAUUGAGAAGAAGAACCAAAAUGCCAUUUCAAGGCUAAACAACAAUAGAAAGCAAUCAAAGCAGCAUUUGAAGUCUGUGGUUGGAAAAACGGCAGCACUGGAAUCUUAUACAAGUGGGGUUCCAGGCCAGCUUGUGGCAACUUUGGAGUCCGGUGUAAGUCUUGGCUCAGGAGAAUAUUUUAUUGAUGUGUUUGUUGGUACUCCUCCUAAACACUUCUCUUUGAUACUUGAUACUGGUAGUGACCUUAAUUGGAUUCAAUGUGUUCCUUGUUAUGAUUGUUUCGAACAAACUGGGCCUUAUUAUGAUCCUAAGGAAUCAAGUUCCUUUAGGAAUAUAAGUUGCCAGGAUUCAAGAUGCCAUUUGGUUUCAUCACCUGAUCCUCCUCAGCCUUGCAAAGCUGAGAAUCAGACGUGUCCUUAUUAUUAUUGGUAUGGGGACAGUUCCAAUAGUACUGGUGAUUUUGCACUCGAGACAUUUACUGUCAAUCUCACAUCUCCUAGUGGGAAAUCGGAAUUUAGACAGGUGGAGAAUGUGAUGUUUGGCUGUGGUCAUUGGAAUAGAGGCCUCUUCCAUGGCGCUGCAGGGUUGUUAGGGCUUGGGAAAGGGCCUCUCUCGUUUGCCUCUCAGCUGCAAUCACUAUAUGGUCAUUCCUUUUCAUACUGUCUUGUUGAUAGGAACAGUGAUGCCAAUGUUAGCGGCAAGUUGAUUUUUGGGGAGGACAAAGAUCUUCUGAGCCACCCUGAAUUGAAUUUCACAUCAUUGGUUGCUGGGAAGGAAAAUUCUGUUGAUACAUUUUACUACGUCCAGAUAAAAUCAGUCACUGUUGGAGGAGAGGUGUUGAAAAUACCAGAGGAGACAUGGCAGUUGUCAGCUGAUGGUGCCGGCGGUACAAUCAUUGAUUCAGGAACUACUCUAAGUUAUUUUGCCGAUCCUGCUUAUCAGAUUAUCAAAGAGGCAUUUGUGAAGAAAAUAAAAGGAUAUCCAGUUUUGAAAGAUUUUCCAGUCCUGGACCCUUGUUACAACGUAUCUGGAGUUGAAAACGUAGAGCUGCCCGAUUUUGGGAUUCAGUUUGUUGAUGGGGCCAUUUGGAAUUUCCCAGUGGAGAACUACUUCAUCUGGCUUGAAGAAGACGUUGUUUGUUUGGCAAUUUUGGGGACUCCAAGAUCAGCUCUUUCCAUUAUAGGAAACUAUCAGCAGCAGAAUUUCCAUGUAUUGUAUGACACAAAGAAGUCUAGGCUGGGAUAUGCACCAAUGAAGUGUGCUGAUGUUUAGAGUUAAAGGUGGUAGGAUAAAAACUAUAAACAUGGAGUUUCAGAGGUAACAUACAAAAAAUUUGAUUCAUUUUUUUCUUCCUUUUGUAAGGUUCAGAUGAUAAAAUUGACUACAGGUCAGUUACAGAUAGAUGUACACAUUCUUGAAUUGUUGUAUAAUCAAAUCGAUUACUGAUUAAUAUGCUUAUCAAUUUGAUGU
Molecule: messenger RNA, 2291 nt
Organism: Durio zibethinus
Lineage: Eukaryota; Viridiplantae; Streptophyta; Magnoliopsida; Malvales; Malvaceae
Product: aspartic proteinase nepenthesin-2-like
Biological process (GO): proteolysis
Molecular function (GO): aspartic-type endopeptidase activity
Source: RefSeq, a predicted model, not a curated record